Molecule: messenger RNA, 1515 nt
Organism: Pyricularia grisea
Lineage: Eukaryota; Fungi; Ascomycota; Sordariomycetes; Magnaporthales; Pyriculariaceae
Exons: 1
Coding region: 1-1515 (504 amino acids)
Source: RefSeq, a predicted model, not a curated record
AUGAAAAGACUUCUAGAUCUUCCUGUCGCGGUCUUGAUGGAUACAUUCGAGCUUUUCUGUCAGCACUGCCACCCUAUGUCACGGGCAUACUUGUUCUCCCAUGAUAACCUCCGAGAAUAUCAGUGGAAGUAUGCCUGCGACUUGGGUCCCUCUGAACCUUCGAGCCGUGUGGCACUCGCCAGCUUGUGUCGUACCAACAAGUUUCUUAAUUCAAUAGCGACUCCAAUCCUUUAUCAUUGGGCUCAUUUCCCAGAGGGGCAUUCCGACGAUGGCCGGAGCUUUGCCUUUUACCGCACCAUGUUUUUGGAGCGACCAGAUCUGUGUCAACAUGUGCGCAGCAUACAUCUUGAGGAGAAAGAACUUGGGGACCUGCCCUCAGAGCUCGCUGACGCCAUCCGCCACGAACUUGGAAUUGUUCCAGCUAAUCCGCCGAAAGCUUCGUCGGGAGGUUCAUUAAAAGAUCCAUCGGAGGAUUCGUCGGGAGGUUCAUUAAAAGAUCCAUCGAAGGAUUCGUCGGGAGGUUCAUCAAAAGAUUCAUCGGAGGAUUCGUCGGGAGGUUCAUCAAAAGAUCCAUCGGAGGAUUCGUCGCAUGUGCGGUUGAACAGUGACCCCGCUCCAUUUCGUUUGGGACAGAGAAUGACAUUGCCGACACUGCUGGCUGCCGACUGCAUAGGAUUACAAGAAAUAUGCCUCGAGAUCGAUUGUAUGGACGACAUCAUGGACUGCUAUCCGAUGAGAGCUCUCCCGCGCCUCAAAACUCUCAUUGUUACGAUGAGUGAAAGUGAAGACCAACUGGGGACACCAAGGCUGCAGGCAAUCUUUCGGGUCGCCCCUGGCCUCAAGGUCUUGAUUAUCUCGGAUCUUAGCUACUUCUUCCCAAGCAAUCAGUGGGCCAAUCUCCGGGAGUUGAUUCUGUAUGAGAGUUGCCUCGACAUUGAUGCCAUUCAGCUGCUCCUUCUGGCUUGUCCCAUACUCGAGAGUUUUGCUUAUGAGAUUGAUGUCCGUCACGAGUCUCCGAUUACUUCGCCACAUACAUAUCCCCGCGACCUCAUCAGAACAGUCUCUCGGUACACCAGGCGCACGUUCCGGUCAUUGAACCUAAACCUCUCCUAUUUCUGGUCAACAUGGUCCUUUGAUGAUCCAGCUGAAGCAAUGGGGUCAUUGCGGAGUCUGGAAUCGCUGGAGCAUCUUGAAUUGGGCCUCCAGAGUUUUCUAGGAGGCUCUCGCAUAGAAAGUGACGAAGACGUGCCAAGACGUCUACUUUCCUGGACUUUUCCGUUUAGGAUUCGUUCAGUCACAAUUGAAGUCGCCUGUGCGGUGCAGGCCAAGAUAUUGGGCCUAGCCCUUGACUACUUCAAGAGGGUCUGCAGAGAAGAAUGUCCUGAAUUGGAGACCAUUGUCGUUCGAGGCAUUUAUAGCGACUUCGAGAUACCCGGGGUAUCGCACUUAAUUUCGAGUUUUGAAGAAAUAGGAGUGAGUCUCAAACUGCGUCAUGAGCCCAUCCUGGUUCAGUAG